AUGCUUUCAUUUCAUCGCUCUUUCCUGUUUUUGAUCUUCAUGAAUUACGGAGUAAGAAUAGUACCAUGUCUUCCUAUCGCAAUCGAUCAGCCAUUCCUGGCUCGAAGACAGGUCCGUGAAGAAGGAAGCAAGCCUAUCGAUUUGAAUAAAGAGCCUUCGCCUGAAGUUAUUAUUCAAACCACAACAUCUGCCUUAACUUCACCUGCAUCUGUCCCUAUCACAGCUAGCGAUUCAAGGCAAACAGUUCCUGAUCCAGCCGUCUCUGUAAUACCAGGGUCCGCGCAAUCUCGAUACAAGCUCACAAGAAAAUAUGAACGCAUGAAUAUCCCACCCGGUCUUAAUGAAGAAGAAAAAAGGAGGUUCAGAAUUGAUGUCAAAAAUGAGCGAAGGAGGAAGAGAAGGAAAGAAGUCAAAGCUUCUACAGAUGAAUCGGUACGCAGCAUCAUACGAGAACGAGCUGAGCAGGCAGUGGCCAGACAAACCGCUCAGCGCAGACGAGAUAGAGCCCAUGUUAAUGUAGGAUUAGGUACGCCAGAACAAGAAGCUAGAGUAGCAAAAAAGAGAGAAAAAGAUCGUCUUUACAAUCGAAUGUUAGCGGUUUCAUCUUUCCUAGUGCUUGCCUCAAUACUUCACAACACAGUCACUGCUACACCAACAAUCCUUGACAAGAAAAGUCAAUUCAAAUUUAGUAGCCCAACAGCAUUUGUUCAGAUCUUCCGAAGACAAGUGCGUGAUGACAAAGGCAGAUUGAUUGACCUAAACAAAGAAGCAACUCCUGAGCCUGACCUACCAGUUUCGCAUGGGCAGGACAGCAGCACCGUCCCUAACCUUGAACAUUCCACGACACUAUCUUUAUAUUCUCCAAUGCUGGGUGGUAGUAAGGAAACGUCAAGGUACAGUUUCCCUAGGGCCUACAAAAAGAUACAUGUACCCGAAGGCCUGACUGCCGAGGAGGUAAAGGAGUUCCGUUCUAAAGUGAAAAAUGAACGAAGGCGUGAAGCUACAAAAAAAGCAAGAACAUCAACUGACCCUGCUGUACGCAAAAUUAUGAAUGAACGCCGUGAAAGAAACCUCGUGACACAAAGAAAAUAUGACAGGAAUAUGCGAUUAAGGGUCAAUUAUGGCGUUGGAACGGAAAAUGAAAAAAGAAUCAUUGCAAAGAAGAGGGCUGCUUGUCAAAGGUACUACCAUGUCGUAAGGAAGCCAAAAAAGGAAGCGCAGAGACAAGCACAUAUUCAGCUCCCGGAGCCGAAUGCUUCAACAUCUGAAAAUCGAGGCUAA
Meira miltonrushii is the source of this 1281-nucleotide messenger RNA. RefSeq lists its product as uncharacterized. The record is from RefSeq and is a predicted model, not a curated record. Lineage: Eukaryota; Fungi; Basidiomycota; Exobasidiomycetes; Exobasidiales; Brachybasidiaceae. The coding region runs from base 1 to 1281 and encodes 426 amino acids. The transcript is spliced from 6 exons.